AUAAACCCCCCCACUGCCAACAGAUCAAAUUCCCAAUCUGAAGAACACAGCUCUAUUUUAGGGUUUACGAUUCAUAUCAAUCGCUUCCGCCAUCCAAUUUUCAUCAUCUCAGAGUUGUGUCGAAUACAGAUGAAUCUUCCAUCCAAUCAACAUUCUACAAAUCAACAUGAAAAUGCUGCUAGAGGAACUGAAGUGUUCGUUGGUGGGUUGCCUAGGAGCAUUUCAGAGGAAAAACUUCGCAAGGUUUGAUUUUUACUGCUCUUUCAAAUGAUUUGGUGAAAUGAAGAAAGCUCGUGAAAAUGAUGGAGCUACAGAAAAGCAGAAAAACAAUGAAUCAGCUUCGUAAAUGGAACAGUCAAUUGGUUGCUGGCCUAGUGCUGUGCUGGCUGUAUUGGUGUUUUCCGCUUGUGGAGAAAUUGUGGAACUUCGCAUGAUGAGGGACAAGAAAGGCAAUUUAAAGGGAUUCUGCUUUGUUAGGUUCGCAACGAAGGAAUCUGCAGCCAGAGCUGUGAGGGAAAUAUCCGGCACGGUGCUGGAGGGGAAGAAGAUUGGUGUUCUACCGUCAAGUGAGCAAGAUACUUUAUAUCUCGGGAACCUUAACAAAGCAUGGAGUGCUCAAGAAUUUGAAAGAAUUGUUCUCCAGGUUUUCCCAGACAUUGAAUCCAUUGAGCUCCCAAUCUUUAAAGACACGCCACCAGGUCAAAAGCUACAAAAUCGUGGUUUUGCGUUUGUGAAAUUUCUCUCCCAUGCUGCAGCCGCACGUGCUCAUCAGGUGGGCUGUCAACCAGAUUUUCGUCUUGGGAAUUUGCACCCAGUUGUUCAGUGGGCAGAAGAAGAACGUGAACUUGAUCCGAAUGAACUUGCUAAGAUAAAAGUAGCAUUUGUCAGGAACCUACCUCUUAAUGCAGAAGAGUACUAUUUGAAGCAAUUGUUUGAGCCAUUUGGCAAGAUAGAGAAAGUAGUGGUGUCCAAAAAAGGUAGCUCCGCAGUUGGGUUUGUUCAUUUUUUUGAGAGAUUGGAUCUUGAAAGAGCCGUCAAUGAACUGAGUGAGAAAACAGUCCAUGGACCUAAUGGAGGUCCACUGUAUAAACUCCAGGUUGAAAUUGCCAGACCUAUGGAUAAAAACAAGAAGCGAGUUCAUGAGAACUCUGAAACUACUUCUGUUCAGGCUCAUUCUAAACAUUUGAGACCUGAUAUCCAUAGUUCUCUAGUCCAUAGGGGAUUUGAAUCUUCUGACCCUUACGAGGAGGCCGUAAUAGCAUUGCCUUUAGCUGUUAAAGAGCGCUUACUCCGAAUUCUACGGCUUGGAAUUGCUACUCGUUUUGAUAUUGAUGUUAAAAGUUUACGCAGUCUCAAGGAACUACCCGAGCCUAAUGCUAUUUCUAUCCUUGACCAGCAUCUGGCUGAAAAAGCAAGAUCAAACCAGAGCCUGGACGUUUUCCCUCGAGUUGCCGAAGAUACUAGGAAUGAGUCGAGGCUAUUUGGCAUCUCGCAUCAAGUGUCCCCACAUACUGCUCCUUUUACCUCUCACACCCAAUUAUCUGCAGCAACUAGGCCCGACAUUUACGCAGCCUAUUCAUCACCACACUCAGACUAUCCUUUACCAAACCGAACUCUAACACAAGAAGUCAACGGCCGACAUUUACCAGAUUACCCUCUGCCAGGUGGAACACUAAUACGAAGAGCAGACGAGUCAGGCCCUCCUCCUCCAGACUAUCCUCUAUCAAGUCGAACCUUAACUGGAAGAGUAGAUGACAAACCUCCACUCCCGCCUCCAGGUCAUCACUCCGGGCCCCACAUUUUCAACAUUCCAAAACUAAACACGCUUGAAGAAAGAACCCUUUCUCCCUAUGAAUUGAGACCGGUCCCAGCCAUGUCUUAUGGGCGGGUUGGGUUAAGAACUGAGGAGAUUCUCCCUUCGCCACCUGUCCAGACAGCACCAGGUUCGUCUGUACUAUCUUAUGCUAGACAUGGUGUGAAUCUUGGCUCAGAUGAUAAAAGAGUUGGUGAAUCCCGACGUCAAAUUAGGUUCGACCCUUAUACUGGCGAGCCGUACAAAUUCGAUCCUUUUACUGGGGAACCCAUUCGUCCGGUGGAUACAGAAACUCGGCCAUUCUGAAUUUCUGAUUCAUUUGCUAAGUGGUCUCUUUCGCAUGCGGGAUUUCGAAUUAAGCUAUAUAAAGAGUUGUGGAUUUUCUUUUAUGCUACUUCCCGGAAUCUGGAUUGAGGAUGUUUUUGCGUGUGUAACUUAGGAAAAAAGAAAAAAAGAAAAAAGCAGAACCGAGUGAAUUUGCUUGUUGUAGCCUGUAUCAGAUUAUUUAUUUAUUCGUCAAGAAUAACCUGUGCUGGCCGUUCCCCAAUAAUCAUGAAAAACUAGUAGUUACUCAUUCU
This is a messenger RNA of Striga asiatica, 2391 nucleotides long. The record is from the annotation of a GenBank genome assembly. NCBI's taxonomy places the organism in Eukaryota, Viridiplantae, Streptophyta, Magnoliopsida, Lamiales, Orobanchaceae.